UUAGGGGCUGACUGGAAGCGUUGCGCGCGGGCGCACACACGCAUAUACAUACAUAUGCACAAACACGCAUAUAUACAUAUAUAAACAUUCAUCCAAGCGCGUGCAUGUAUACAUCCUAACGCGGCCCCACGGCACGGACAUAUUCCUCUUGGCUUUGACCCAGUGCUCUUCCCUGCCGUCCUCGUGAGACUCUGAUCUUAAAGAGAAAAAAUUGCAUAGCUCAUAAUCCUGUGGGGUAUUGGAAGCCAACCAAAUGGCAUCUUCUACUACUGUGCCUAUAGGUUUUCACUAUGAAACAAAAUAUGUUGUCCUCAGCUACCUGGGUCUCUUAUCACAAGAAAAACCUCAGGAGCAGCUCUCUCUGCCAACUCAAGUGACUGAUCCAUCUGUGGUCUCACAAGCUUUAGAUAAGGAAGUCCUGGAGAAAGCUAAAGCAGAAAUUGAGGAGGAAUUGAAACGUCUUGAUGAAGAAAUUUUGGAAGCUUUUACCAGCACAGGCUUUGACUGCCACACAUCUCCAGUAUUCAGUCCUGCCAACCCAGAGACUUCAAUAGAAGAUUGCUUAGCUCAUCUGGGAGAGAAAGUAUUCCAAGAAUUGAAAGAACCUCUUCAAAAGGCAUUAGAGACCCUACUUAGCAAACCAGUAACUUACAAGGAAUACAAGGAAAGGACACAGGAAGCAUCAGCUCAUGCCAGUGGAUGGAGCAAGGUUUUAGUGCCUCUGGUGAUCCUUCAGCGAUUCCUGAUGGAACUGACAAGACAGGGCCAAGAACCACUUGGGGCACUGCUGAAUUUUGGAGUGACCUACCUGGAGGACUAUGUUGCAGACUAUAUCAUCCAGCAAGGUGGAUGGGGUACUGUUUUUAGUUUGGAUUCUGAAGAAGAGGAGUACCACGGAAUAAUUGCCGAAGACAGCAAUGACAUCUACAUCCUAACUAGUGACAACUCAGGUCAGGUGAGCCCUCCUGAGUCACCCACAGUGACAACAUCUUGGCAGUCGGAGAGCUUGCCAGUUUCUUUGUCAGCUAGCCAGAGUUGGCAUACUGAGAGCUUACCUGUCUCGUUGGGGCCUGAGUCUUGGCAACAAGUGGCUAUGGAUCCUGAAGAAGUGAAGAGUUUGGACAGCAAUGGAGGUGGGGAAGAAAGGAGUGAAAAUAACUCUUCAAACUCUGAUAUUGUUCAUGUUGAAAAGGAGGAGAUACCAGAGGGGGUUGAGGAAACAGUGGUGUCAGAAGUGGUCCUGCAGGCUGACACUGCAAAGUCUGCUUCCCCAGAACUUCCAACUGCAUUGCUGGAGUCAGAAGCUGAAAUUGUGUCUCUUAAAAAGCCAAGCUCCUCUGCACCUUCACAUACGGAACACCAGAAAGAGGGGAAAGAGGUGCCGCCGCCAGAACCUGAAGCUCCAGCCUUGAGUAAACCUGCCCAGCAAUUAACUCAGCCAGAAGAAAAAGCUACCCCCAAACCUGAAAGAAUACUGCCUCCAGAAGAAAUAAAGGCCAGAAAGGAAAGCUAUUCUGAAGAAAAGGAAGAGAAGGCCCCUGCUGGAGAGGAGAAACCCAUCCUCUUACCAGAAGGCAAAUCAAUUCUACUAUAUGGUGGGGCAGCUGCAGUGGCCAUCCUAGCUGUGGCAGUAGGUGUAGCACUAGCAUUGAGGAAGAAGUAGUGAACGCCUCUCCUCAAGGAGGUAGCGCCUGAAUCUACACUUAGUUGCAUUGGCUGAGGGUUGUGGUGCCUGCUGUUAAUGGGAAAUUCAUGUAGCAAAAAGGGUGAUGGGGCAAGGGUAAACUAUAAGGCUAAGCCUGGGGACAAUCAUGUUUUUAGUGGACUGGUAUCAGAUAUUCCUGUUUAACAUAUAGGGGUGUCAUUUUGAGAACCCCUGCACAUUUAAUAUGUAUGUAUAACUGAGAAAUGGGGAUGCUUAUACACUGGAAACCGGCACAGAACAUUCCAGGGGAAAAGGAAAGUUUGUUGUUAUCCCUGGAGAUUUCCCUUCCAUAGCUGCUCUUGCAGCUUCUUGGUUCCCCCUUAACCUCUUGAACGAGAGGCUCUUCAAUCCUGUAGCAUGAGGUUGGUAGCUCUUUUGUCUUAGCUUCCUCAGGUAUUGCACAGCUCCUCUUGACUUCCCAGCUCUUAAACCCCAGUGGGUUAGUGCUUAUUCAAUACCUCUUUGCUUUAUACCUUUUCUACCCCCUCAUAUAUUUAAUGAAAUUCUUAAAGCUCUUUAAUGUUGGGUGGGUAAAGCAAUAUUCUCCCAUGCAGGGAUGAAAUUAUAAUAGUUUGGUGGGAAGACAUAUUCUUUGAUCCCUCAUGUGUAUCUGAUCUCUGCUACUUUUGUGUUUUCCUUCCCCCUUUGCCCUUUUAAUGUAUCCUGUUUUUUAUAUCUGUUAAGUUAUCAAAAGACCCUUUUAUCAUUCUGAUGAAUGAAAAGGAGAAAUGUUCAGCAGUUGUUAAGCUGAACUGGCACCACUUGCAAAGUCAAAAUAUAAGCACCUGCUUUGGACAUCUUUUCCCUGUUGUUUGCACAAAUUUAAGUGUGAAAGACGCUUAGCCUUAAAUUGACCUUGACCACUGAUAAAAAGCCAAGCACAAGGUCUUCAAAGAAAUGAAUUCCCGUAGUUCAGCCGAAGCAGCAUUGUGCUGUCCCUCCCAGUUGUUUGCCUGGUUUUGGGCUGUAGAGUGAAUGGUGACCUGAAAGCCAGUAAGUCAUGCAAACUUACCAGAUAAUAGCUACCUGUGGACAGUUUAUUUUAAAUCCAGCCAGGUAUGAUUUCUACCCAAGAGGAAUGAAAUAAGAUAUGUUUUAUCAGUGUUUGGUGCUCUGUGUGUGAUGGAAACAAAAUUUAAAUAUUACUACUCUUGGCGUUUGCUAGCUCUAUGGAGUGGAAGCUCUCGUGUCCUUCAAGCAAUUGCUGCAGCUUGUUUGGGCUAGAGAUGUGCUGAGAAUGCUGAGAUGUGUAUAAAUCAAAAGUAAAAAAAAAAACCUUUUCCAAACUUUUUAAAAUAUCCAAGCUCCACCAUAGUAGACAUAUUCAAACUUCCCCCCUCGUUAUUCUGCUAACCAAAGGAUGCUGAAUGAAUCCCUCUCCCCCUCCCCACUUCCUGGUGUACUAAUUGGAUAUGAUUACCUGUCUGGCAAUCAGGAACGUCUUUACUAUAGUGCUAUUUAGGAAUGUGAAAGUGUUGAGUAGUGGUUUUCUCUAGCUCCUUGCCAUAGCUGCCUUUUCCAGUUACCCUCUGCAGAACAGAUGAUCAGGAAAUUCCUAAGAUUCCCUUCAACCACGUUUGUAGACUGAACUUUUCCAUUCAUGUAUUGUAAAUAAAAGAAUCAUCAUCUCAAAUUAUCACAUGUAUACCCAUCAUGUGGCAGUGGUGAUAUUCUUCUUCUAUAGUGCUUGUGUUUGGAGGCAAUGUCUUGGCAACAUGUGGCCUAUUCAUUAUGACCUGUGUUGAAUUUUUUUGUUUCAAAAAUUCUUAAGGCUCAAUUGCUU
Lacerta agilis (Sand lizard) is the source of this 3488-nucleotide messenger RNA. It is a transcript of the gene BCL2L13, whose product is annotated as BCL2 like 13. The record is from RefSeq and is a predicted model, not a curated record. Gene Ontology annotation, biological process: apoptotic process; regulation of apoptotic process. Gene Ontology annotation, cellular component: mitochondrion. The transcript has 7 exons. The coding region runs from base 254 to 1663 and encodes 469 amino acids. Lineage: Eukaryota; Metazoa; Chordata; Lepidosauria; Squamata; Lacertidae.